Molecule: messenger RNA, 1115 nt
Organism: Xenopus laevis (African clawed frog)
Lineage: Eukaryota; Metazoa; Chordata; Amphibia; Anura; Pipidae
Gene: hand1.S
Product: heart- and neural crest derivatives-expressed protein 1-like
Exons: 2
Coding region: 293-880 (195 amino acids)
Source: RefSeq, a predicted model, not a curated record
UGCUCUAUAGGGUACAGAAGGGUUAAACAGCCCAGAGCAGCACAGACUGAACCUGGAUGAAGCCUGUUGUUUUACAGCAGAUUUCCCCCAAUCCUGUGUAAGUCUGUAUCUACAUAUCUUGGCUUGUAAUCAGCUGGAUACUGGACUAGAUCAUUGCGGUGCUUGUUUGCUUCCCUAAGGAGUGUUUGCAGAGAAUCUGAGGAUGUUCUGAUGCCAGAGCUAAUGGCUUCCCACUGAGGAGGUGCCAGAAGCUGAGUUGUUUUUAGUGGAGCUGUGGAAACUUGUGCAGACCAUGAACUUGAUUGGGAGCUACCACCACCACCAUAUGAUGCCAGAUCCCUUCAUCUUCUCGCCUGGAUCCAGGUGCCACCAGGAGAGACCUUACUUCCAAGGAUGGGUGCUCAACCCUGGGGAGGUGUCACCUGAUUUCCCUGCACAGCCCCCCUACAGUCCAGAGUAUGGCGCAGUGGUGGGACCUUCACAGACCCCCGGCCGCAUGGAGAACCUGGGGGGAAAGUUGGGGAGGAGGAAAGGAGCCCCCCCCAAGAAAGAGAGGAGAAGGACAGAGAGUAUCAAUAGUGCCUUUGCUGAGCUGAGAGAGUGCAUCCCCAACGUGCCAGCUGAUACCAAACUCUCCAAAAUAAAGACCCUCAGGCUGGCCACCAGCUACAUUGGCUAUUUGAUGGAUGUGUUGGCUAAGGACAGUGAGCCAGGGGGCACCGAGGCCUUCAAAGCUGAGCUUAAAAAGGUGGAUGGCAAGAGGAGAAGGGAACCGCAACCAACUGAAGGGUAUUGGGGUGUGGCACCUACAGGAGAGAAGAAAUUAAAAGGACGGACUGGGUGGCCCCAGCAGGUAUGGGCCCUGGAACUAAACCCCUGAUUGUUCUAUAUGCCCUUGGGUAACCGAAAUGCACUGCUUUGUCCUGCCAAUGAGAAAUCUACUCACUGAACACUCUCCAGGCUGGGGGAAGACAUUCAUCUGUAAUUAUGUGCAAUGAUAUUUCUUUUUAUCUGCAAUAAGAAGACCUAGAGGUAUUUUAUAUAGCCAAAGAAUGGAAGACUGGCAUGUUUCUGCAAGACUGAGAAAUAGAACUGAUUUGGAUCUACACUACAAU